Molecule: messenger RNA, 1404 nt
Organism: Fonsecaea erecta
Lineage: Eukaryota; Fungi; Ascomycota; Eurotiomycetes; Chaetothyriales; Herpotrichiellaceae
Exons: 1
Coding region: 1-1404 (467 amino acids)
Molecular function (GO): lyase activity
Source: RefSeq, a predicted model, not a curated record
AUGAAUACCACAACUACGAACUACACGGCCGUGCUGGCAAAUUUCGCCUCUAAUGCCACUAUUUCCAUGAUCCCGUCGAGCUUCCUGGCACUGCUGCCAAUUUUCAUCCUCGACACAUUCUCUGCCAUGCUCGCUGGCUCGGUCCAGCCCGUCUAUCUCUCGGCAGUCAAAGCGGUAAACAUCACAUAUGGAACAGGCAGCGCUCACGCAGCAUAUACUGCACUAGACGGCACCGUCUCCUCUCUCUCAGGCCAGAUGUUCUUGAUGGGCCUCGCUGCUGCCGACUUUGAAUUUGAGCAUGUUAUCAGCAACGCGCAUCCGGCUUCGGCCAUGUUUCCAGCAUUAUUCUGCGUGGCGGCGGCCCACCACAAAACCGGCCCAGAGCUUCUGACAGCGAUGGCGGUCGGAUACGAACUGGCAACUCGCAUCGGCGCAGCAAGCACCACACAGGUGGAGUCUAUCAGGGGCUUUCACAACCCUGGGCUAAACGGAGACCUUGCCACGGCUGCUGCGGUCGGGCGCCUGAUGGGGUGGGACGCCGACACCAUCGCCUCAGCCAUGGGCCUGGCUGCUUCCAGCUCAGGUGGCCUCCUCGCCUUCGUCAAUACUGGCGCAAUGACCAAGCGCCUGCAUCCGGCCCGUGCAGGUCAACUUGGUGCGGAAGCUGCAUUUCUGGCCAACGCCGGAGUCGUCGGCCCUGCGAACGUCCUCGAGAACCCGCUCGGCUUUCUCCAUGCUUUCUCACCCAGUCCGCAGCCAGGCCUCCUGACCGCCGGUCUUGGUACGAACUGGACUGGAGAACAAAUGAUUCUGAAGCUGGCACCUGUCCACGCUCGUGCACAAGGUUUUGUGUAUGCCAUCAACGCCUAUCGGGCCAGCACGAACCAGACUUGGAAUCCGGAGGAUAUCAAGAACGUCACAGUCUAUGCGGGCCCCGCGGUUCUGGCGUCGAGUAACUGGAUCCCUCGACCCAAUUCACUCGUGUCAGCUCAGUAUAGUGUUCCCUUUGGCAUCGCCGCAGGGCUGACCGUCGACUUGCGAGAUCCUCUGAACAUGAACGAUGCAUUGGUGUCAAACACAACCGCUCUAUCAAUCGCUGAGACCAUGCAACAAGUCCAGAUUACUGACAAUACCCAGGAUUUGGCUGGUUACAUGACCUUCCAGAUGUCGGGGCAAGACAUUAACAUCACAGCUGACAAGUAUCCCGGCAUACCUGGUGAUCCGAGUUAUGUGCAAGCAGCGAAGAACAAAUUCGCAAGCGUCACCCAAGCUCUAUCGGUGAGUGCUCAGGGUGCUGCUGUGGGGAGCAGGAUUGCGGAUGUACUUAACGUCACCGAUGUGGCGGUGUUGUUGGAGGAAAUGGUCCAAGUUGGAUCCGCUGCUGCCGCAAAUUUUGUGGUUUAG